Messenger RNA from Engraulis encrasicolus (European anchovy), 1683 nucleotides. Its product is annotated as histone-lysine N-methyltransferase PRDM9-like. Gene Ontology annotation, biological process: regulation of DNA-templated transcription. The transcript has 2 exons. Lineage: Eukaryota; Metazoa; Chordata; Actinopteri; Clupeiformes; Engraulidae. The record is from RefSeq and is a predicted model, not a curated record. Bases 1 to 1311 code for a protein of 436 amino acids. Gene Ontology annotation, molecular function: RNA polymerase II cis-regulatory region sequence-specific DNA binding; DNA-binding transcription factor activity, RNA polymerase II-specific; protein binding.
AUGUAUUUUGUCACUAGUCACACGUAUUUUGUGAACUGUGAUUGGCUGGUAUGUGAGCUGUGGUUGGUUGUUGUCAUCAGGUAUGUAAACUGCGCUCGUAACGGUGAGGAGCAGAAUCUGGUGGCGUUUCAGUACAGAGGAGGGAUUGUGUAUCGCUGCUGUCGGCCCAUUGGCUCUGGAGAAGAACUGCUGGUCUGGUAUGGAGACGACUACGCCAAAGAGCUGGGCAUCACAUUUGACUACCUCUGGGAUGUCAAGAGCAGCGCUAAAGAGGAGUCAGCGUCUCAGGUGUUCUCCUGUUCUCUGUGUCCGUUCUCCUACACUGCUCAAAUCUACCUGCACAAGCACAUCAAGAGAAGUCACCCAGACGAGUAUGUGCGUCUGCUGAGGUCUGGAGAGAUCAGAUCAGAGACUUUCAUACCGUCUGGAGGCAGAAACCAACACACACACCAAACCACAACUGGGGCGUCCAGACCAGUCACACAGCCGUCUGCAGAACAGCAAGGAGCUCAUGACAAGAGACGACAGCAGAAUACUCAGGCAGGAGAGAAGAAACACCACUGCACUCAGUGUGGCAAGAGUUUCACUCAAGAGGGAUCUUUAAAACUACACCAGCGCACUCACACAGGAGAGAGGCCGUAUCACUGCACUCAGUGUGGCAAGAGUUUCAAUAGAGAGGCACAUCUAAAAGUACACCAGCGCAUUCACACAGGAGAGACGCCGCAUCACUGCACUCAGUGUGGCAAGAGUUUCACUAGAGAGGACUCUUUAAAAGUACACCAGCGCACUCACACAGGAGAGAGGCCGUAUCACUGCACUCAGUGUGGCAAGAGCUUUGCUGUUGGGGGUCAUUUCAGAGUACACCAGCGCACUCACACUGGAGAGAAGCCGUAUCACUGCAGUCAGUGUGGCACGAGUUUCACUCAAAAGGUAUCUUUAAAAGUACACCAGCGCACUCACACAGGAGAGAGGCCGUAUCACUGCACUCAGUGUGGCAAGAGUUUCACUAGAGAGCAGCAUUUAAAAGUACACCAGCAUACUCACACAGGAGAGAGGCCGUAUCACUGCACUCAGUGUGGCAAGAGUUUCACUACAGGGGGAUCUUUAAAACUACACCAGCGCACUCACACAGGAGAGAGGCCGUAUCACUGCACUCAGUGUGGCAAGAGUUUCACUAGAGAGGGGCAUUUAAAACGACACCAGCGCACUCACACAGGAGAGAGGCCGUAUCACUGCACUCAGUGUAGCAAGACUUUCACUCGGUCUGGUUAUCUAAAGACACACAAGUGCUCUCACAGUAAAGAGCCCUAAUAAGUCUCCUGCUGAAUAAAGACCUUGAUGUUGCUUCCACCAGGGCAGGAAUGCCAAUAAACAAGACUGCCAUUCAAAUAUUCACCAACCCGGAACUCAUUUUUAACUGACCAUUUUAACUGACUUUGGUAACUGGCUCUUUUGUUGAGUGCUUUAAUUGUUUAAUUGAUUUUUAAUAUUGUGAUUUGAUGUAUGUGAGAGUGUUCCAGAGUAAUAGAUGUUUAUUAAUAUUGUGAUUUGAUGUAUGUGUGAGUUUAAGAGUAAUUGUGAAGAAUGUGUUUAAGUUUUUACUUGGUGAUGGUGUAAAAAAAGAUCUAAUUGAAAACCACACUAGUCAAAAGCUAACACCAAAAAAGAGUAAAGAUGACUUAC